This is a messenger RNA of Ictalurus furcatus (blue catfish), 9638 nucleotides long. RefSeq names its product myosin XVIIIAa (gene myo18aa). Bases 885 to 7001 code for a protein of 2038 amino acids. The record is from RefSeq and is a predicted model, not a curated record. NCBI's taxonomy places the organism in Eukaryota, Metazoa, Chordata, Actinopteri, Siluriformes, Ictaluridae. Gene Ontology annotation, molecular function: ATP binding; cytoskeletal motor activity; protein binding. The transcript is spliced from 41 exons. Gene Ontology annotation, cellular component: myosin complex.
UUGUCAGGUGUAGAACUGCUGUAAUGGGUCAGAGCAUUAGAAAAAAAACAUUACGCGCGAGCUUUGGACUGUCAGGAGUUUUAAUUCUUCUUGAAGUCGGUAUAUGAAGAAAUGCGACAGUAAUGAAAGUGCGGUGAAGACUGUCCUACAUGAGAUUCUCCCAUCUGUAUUUUACACACUUGUGUUCUAUUAAGAACCCAGUAUGGGUGCAACAUUAUUUGGUAUUUUGCACUGAAUUUUAGUUAAUCCCAGAGGCGUUGAACUACUUCCGGAAGUGUACUUAUACACCUUCGUGUUGGGUUUCUUAUUUAAUAGUUUAUACUUCAGAGGCAGAUUUUUUUUCAAUACCUCAUAGCUAUAAACGACCUCUCUGCAGUGUUUUACCCACAAGAUAUAAUAAUGAUGAUGAUGAUAAUAAUAAUGAUAGUAUUUGAAACCUAAAAUAUAAAUUCGUCCUUGUAGGCUACCUGUCAUUAAAGGUAGGCGUCAGUGAAUGGGAAUGCGCUACGUCACACAGUGGGCGGGUUUACCAGGACGUUGCCUCAUGGAUUUGCGCGUGCACGGUUUGUUUGGAGACUUGUUUGGAUGUUUGUUUGGAGGCUUAAUUGUACCCGAGUAAUUUUUAUUAUCUGUAAUGCGGAUUUAUGACUCAACUGUUUUGGAUUUGCGUUUGAUUCUCUUCUUCUCUCUUGUUCCACUUGUUUCUCUCCUCAAGAGUUAAAUACUGAUGGAUGUUCCAGCUCCUCUGGAUGCCUUGUCAAAGGAUGGCGGUUGUAUUAAAUGUGAGUGAAAUCCAGCUCUGAUGUUUUUUUUGUUUUGUUUUUUUUUUUUGCCUAAGAAGAGCAGAGUUGGUUUGUGGUGGAGCUUGAAGUCUGCAGCCAAACAUGUUCAACCUGAUCAAAAAAGACAAGGAGAAGGAUGGGGCGAAGAAGGACAAGAAAGAGAAGAAGGAAAAAAAAGAGAGAAUGUCCCAGGCUGAGCUGAAGAGCCUGGAGGAGGUAGGCGUGCGACGGGGGUUCUUCAGCCUACAGCGUGGUGGAUCCAAGAGAGAAUCCAGGGCCAAAUUGGAGAUUUCUGACCCUAUUCCAAUACAAGUGGUCAGCAACCCAGAGCUCACCCUGACGGACGCACCUUCCGAGAAGAUCAACAACCGAAGCAGCGUGCUCCUGGAUGUGGGCCGUAUAAGCACCACCACCUCCAGUGACAACAUUAAAGGGGACGCUAUGCUGGACGUUCAGAGGUCCUCUUUCAGAGAGCAGGCCACUAGACCCGGAUCCCUGUCAAAGCAAGGUUCCCCGGUGUUGAAGCUUAUAAAACGCUUAUCCUUCUCGCAGAAGAACAAAGAGGAGAGUCCUUCAGAAGGUUCGGUUCCAUCAGGACCAAACUCGGCUGCUGGUUCUCCACAAAUGGAGCACAAGGUUUUACAGCAUGUGCCCAAAUACAUCUCCCACCGACGUGUCCCACUCAAGAAGGUCCAGAUACCCUUAUUAGUGGAGAAAAUGUUUCCAGCAGACUUGCGUUUAUCUGCCGUCAUGCCGCCCGAGGUGCCUGAACCCAGAGAGCUCGAACUCCAGCGGCGCAACACGGGCGACUUUGGCUUCUCCCUACGGCGCACCACCGUGCUGGACCAAAAACCCGAUGGCUCUGUCUACCGUCGUGUGGUCCACUUUGCUGAGCCUGGUGCUGGCAAGACAGAUGCGGUUCUGGGCCUGGUACCAGGAGACCGUCUGGUGGAGAUCAACGGGUUGAACGUGGAGAAUAAGAACAGGGACGAGAUUGUGGAGAUGAUCCGGCAGUCAGGAGAGACCGUCCGUCUGAAAGUGCAGCCUAUUGUGGAGCUGAGCGAGCUCAGCCGAUGCUGGUUAAGAAAAAGCUCCGGAGUACGUGGUGAGGCCUACGAGGUGAAGACCGAGGAGCAGAUCGCUGCAGAACGAGCCUGGUUUGGCACAGAGAAAGUAUGGCUGGUUCACAAAGACGGCUUUUCUUUAGCGACCCGGCUGAAGUCAGAGGACGGAAGUGUUCCAGAGGGGAAAGUGAAGAUCCGACUGGAACACGAUGGGACGAUUCUGGAAGUGGACGAGGACGAUGUUGAAAAGGCGAACCCUCCGUCGUCUGACCGCGUGGAGGAUCUGUCUUCGCUGCUCUACCUGAACGAGUCCAGCAUCAUGCACUCACUGCGACAGCGCUACGGAGGAAACCUCAUCCACACGUACGCCGGGCCGAACAUAGUGGUCAUCAACCCUGUCAGUGCGCCGUCCAUUUACUCGGAGAAGGUGAUGCACAUGUUUAAAGGCUGCCGCAAAGAAGACACGGCCCCUCAUAUUUACGGCGUGGCUCAGGCUGCGUACCGGAAACUUCUGACAACUCGCCAGGACCAGUCCAUUGUACUGCUGGGUAAAAGCGGCAGUGGAAAAACCACCAACUGUCAACACCUGGUACAAUACCUGGUGACCAUCGCAGGCAACAACAGCAAGGUGUACUCAGCUGAGAAGUGGCAGGCUGUCUACACCAUCCUCGAGGCGUUUGGGAACUGUAGUACCUCCAUGAACGGGAACGCCAGCCGCUUCUCCCACAUCGUCUCUCUGGACUUUGACCAGGCCGGUCAGGUGGCUUCCGCUUCAAUCCAGACCAUGUUGCUGGAGAAGUCGAGAGUGACACGGUUCCCGGACGCUGAAUCCACAUUCAACGUCUUCUAUUACAUGAUGGCAGGAGCUGACAGUUCUCUCAAAACCGAGCUGCACUUCAACCACUUUGCAGAGAACAGUGCCUUCGGGAUCCUGCCUCACUCCAAGCCUGAAGAGAAACAAAAGGCCGCUCAGCAGUUCGCUAAACUCCAGGCUGCAAUGAAGGUGUUGAGCAUUUCUGCAGAAGAACAGAGAACCUUCUGGCUGCUCCUGGGCACCAUCUACCAUCUAGGAGCCGCAGGAGCCACCAAAGAGUCAGAUGAAGCCGGCCGCAAGCAGUUUGCCAGACACGAAUGGGCUCAGAAAGCGGCGUAUCUCCUGGGCUGCACUCUGGAAGAGCUCUCGUCGUCCAUCUUCAGACCCCAGGCCAAGGGAACGCUGCCACGAACCUCCAGCAUCCGCCAGGGGGCCGAGGACUCCGGAGACAGCUCAGGUUCAAAGGCCACGGCAAUGGAGUGUUUGGAGGCCAUGGCUUCCAGUUUAUACUCGGAGAUCUUCACCCUCCUGGUCUCCCUCAUCAACAGAGCUCUGAAGUCCACGCAGAAGCACUCGUUGUGUUCCGUGCUGAUCGUAGACACUCCAGGCUCCCAGAAUCCUCGGCAGGCCAAGAGCGAGAGAGGUGCUACCUUCGAGGAGCUCUGUCACAACUACGCUCAAGAGCGACUGCAGGCGCUAUUCCACGAGCGCACAUUUGUGCAAGAGCUGGAUCGCUACAAGGAGGAAAACGUCGAGCUGGCGUUAGACGACAUGGAGCCGAGUCCGUCGCUGUCCGUCGCUGCUGUAGACCAGGCGUCCACUCAGGCCUUGGUGCGGACGCCAUCAAGGACAGAUGAAGCGAGGGGGCUGUUCUGGCUGAUGGAAGAGGAGACGCUGCACCCAUCGGGAUCAGAGGACACACUACUGGAGAGACUCUUUAGCUACUACGGCCCUGCAGAAGGAGAGAGCAAAGGCCACACGCUGCUGCUGAAAAGCGAGCGGCCGCAUCACUUCCUGCUCGCCCACAGCCAUGGCACAGACUGGGUGGAGUACGAUGCCCGCGGUUGGCUGAACCAGGCCAAGCAAAACCCCGCCUCCCAGAAUGCAGUGAACCUCCUACAGAAUUCACAAAAGAAGAACAUCAGUGCCUUGUUUAUGGGCCGCUCGAGCAGCGCGACGGUGCUGUCAGGCUCCAUCGCCGGGCUGGAGGGCGGCUCUCGGCUCGCUCUGCGCCGUGCCACCAGCAUGAGGAAGACCUUCACCACCGGCAUGGCUGGCGUGAAGAAGAAAUCCCUCUGCAUCCAGAUCAAGCUCCAAGUGGAUGCACUGCUGGACACGGUCAGGAGGUCGAGGGUUCACUUUGUGCACUGCCUGCUGCCUAAGACAGAUGCUUUACGGAGCUCCGGCUCUGCCGAGCUCCAGGGUGAGAGCUGUGAUCCAGGCCUCAUGCAGCUGGACGUGUCCUUACUGAGAGCUCAGGUCCGGGGCUCGAAACUGCUGGACGCUCUACGCAUCUACAGACAAGGUUAUCCAGACCACAUGGUGUUCUCCGAGUUCCGGCGUCGCUUCGACGUCCUGGCUCCACACCUGACCAAAAAGCUUGGCCGUAACUACAUCGUAAAGGAUGAGAAAAGGGCCGUCGAGGAGCUGCUGGAGAGCCUGGACCUGGAGAAGAGCAGCUAUCACAUGGGCUUGAGCAGGGUGUUUUUCAGAGCGGGGACUUUGGCUAAAUUAGAGGAGCAGAGAGAUGAGCAGACCAAACGCAACAUCACGUUGUUCCAGGCUACCUGCCGGGGUUAUCUGUCCCGCCAGGCCUUCAAGAAGAGGAAGGUCCAGGACCUAGCGAUCCGUUGCAUCCAAAAGAACAUCCAGAAGAACCGGGGUGUGAAGCACUGGCCCUGGUGGAAGCUCUUCACCAAUGUGCGUCCUCUCAUCGAGGUCCAGCUCAGCGAGGACCAGAUCCGAGGAAAAGAUGAGGAGAUCCAGCAACUGAAAGCGAAGCUUGAGAAGGUGGAGAAGGAGAGGAACGAGCUCCGGCUGAACACAGAUCGGCUGGAGAGCAAAAUCACAGAGCUGUCCACGGAGCUCUCGGAUGAGAGGAACACCAGCGAGUCGGCGUCCCAGCUGUUAGAGACGGAGACGGCAGAAAGGCUGCGUCUGGAGAAGGAAAUGAAGGACCAGCAGACAAAGUUUGAGGAAAUGAAAAAGCAGAUGGGAAGCAUGGAGGUGGAGGUGAUGGAGGCGCGGCUCCUCAGAGCGACGGAGCUUAACGGAGAGAUGGACGACGACGAUGACACUGGUGGCGAGUGGAAGCUGAAGUACGACCGAGCUGUCCGAGAAAUAGACUUCACCAAGAAGAAAUUACAGCAGGAGUUUGAAGACAAGUUUGAGGCAGAGCAGCAGAACAAGAGGCAUUUGGAGAGAAAGUUCGCCGACCUGCAGGCGGAUCAGGAGGAGACUCAGCGCUCUCUACAGCAGGCGAAGAAGAAAUGCCAGAGAUUAGUGGCCGAGCUCCAGGACACCAAACUGCACCUGGAGAACCAGCAGAGCCGCAACCACGAGCUGGAGAAGAAGCAGAGGAAGUUUGAUAUGGAGCAGAACCAGACUCAGGAUGAGGUGCAGAGAGAGCGGGCACAACGGGAGAAACUGGGCAGAGAAAAGGAUGUGCUGACUGGAGAAGUGUUCACAAUCAGACAGCAACUGCAGGACAAGGAGCUGGAGCUGUGUGGGAUGAAGGUACAGCUGGAGCAGCUGGAGGCCGAGCUACAGGAUCUCUCCUCUCAGGAGUCGAAGGACGAGGCAUCGCUGGCCAAGCUGAAAAAGCAGCUACGUGACCUUGAGGCAAAGGUCAAAGAUCAGGAAGAGGAGCUGGAUGAACAGGCUGGAACCAUCCAGAUGCUGGAGCAGGCUAAGCUGCGUCUGGAGAUGGAGAUGGAGAGGCAGCGGCAAAUGCAUUCAAAGGAGCUUGAGAGCAAAGAUGAAGAGGUAGAGGAGAUCAGACAGUCAUGUAGUAAGAAGCUGAAACAGAUGGAAAUGCAGUUGGAGGAGGAGUAUGAUGAUAAGCAGAAGGUUGUGAGAGAGCGGAGAGAGCUGGAGAGCAAACUGCUGAACGCUCAGGACCAGGUGAGCCACAGGGACGUGGAACUGGAGAAGCGUCUGAAGAAAGAUCUGAAGCGCACCAAGGCCUUGCUGGUUGAUGCCCAGCUCAUGCUCGAUCACCUGAAGAGCAACGCCCCGAGCAAGAGAGAGAUCUCGCAGCUCAAGAACCAGCUGGAAGAGUCAGAGUUCACCUGUGCUGCAGCUGUGAAAGCUCGCAAGUCCAUGGAGCUGGAGAUCGAGGACCUGCACAUCCAGAUGGAGGACAUCUCCAAGGCCAAGAUGUCGCUGGAGGAACAGAUCAGCAGACUGCAGAGAGAAAAGAACGACCUGCAGUCGCGUCUGGAGGAGGACCAGGAGGACAUGAACGAGCUGAUGAAGAAGCAGAAGGCAGCUGUGGCCCAGUCGAUGAGGGACUUGGCUCAGAUCAGCGACCUGCAGACUCAGCUGGAGGAGGCCGCAAAGGAGAAGCAGGAGAUUCAAGAUAAGCUCCAGUCAGUGCAGAGCCAGCUGGAGUUCCAGGAGCAGUCAAUGGUGGAGAAGUCUCUGGUCAGCAGGCAGGAAGCCAAGAUUCGCGAGCUGGAGACUAAGCUGGAGUUCGAGCGCUCCCAGAUCAAACGCCUGGAGGCCCUGGUGACGCGGCUGAAGGAGAACAUCGAGAAGAUGACCGAGGAGAGGGACCAGCGCUCGGCUGGCGAGAACCGUGAGAAAGAGCAGAACAAGCGCAUGCAGCGGCAGAUCCGCGACAUCAAGGAGGAGAUGACCGAGCUGGCCAAAAAGGAGGCUGAGGCCAGCCGCAAAAAGCACGAACUGGAAAUGGACAUCGAGAGCCUGGAAGCAGCCAAUCAGAGCCUGCAGGCGGACCUCAAGCUGGCCUUUAAGAGGAUCGGCGAUCUACAAGCAGCCAUUGAGGACGAGAUGGAGAGCGACGACAAUGAUGACCUCAUCAAUAGUUUGCAAGACAUGGUGACAAAGUAUCAGAAAAGGAAGAACAAAAACGGGGAGGACUCCGAUGUGGACUCUGAAGUGGAGGACCGCGUGGACGGGGUGAAGUCCUGGUUCUCAAAAAAUAAGGGCUCCGCCAAGACCCUAUCGGACGAUGGCGACUUAAAGGCCCCCAGCUCCUCUUCCUUGAGGAGAAACCUGAGCCGGACCGAUGAAGAGAUAGGUGAGGAGGAGAAAGAUCAUCAGAGCAUCGUUGCCGAUGGAGACAGCGAAACCAGACUUUCAGAGACCACAGCGUAGAUCCGAACCAUCAACACGCACACUAGAUCAUGCCUUUGGGUGAAAUCUUCACCCCUUCGGACUUUCACUCCACGACCUAGAUGGUUUUUACUUAGUCUGUUCCAUACAUAGCCAAAAGAGAACGGUAGAGUUAUUAUUAUCAUUGUUAUUUAAGUUAUAGGAGUUUUAAAUUAAGGAUCAUGGGUAAAAACGUAGAAGGAAGAGCGACGUCUGCAAGCAUCCUCCUUUCCACGAUGGACUUCUCUUCACUCUAAAUCCUAACUCGCAUCCAUCACCCUGACCGUUCCCUCAAUCAGGGUUGUUCAGCUAGCCGCCAUAAAACUAAAGCUCAGGCAGAUAAAUUAUGAAGAAGUAAAAGAGAUCAUCUAUAAAAUCUCAGCUUUGCAAUACAAAGUUCUCUAUAGCAAACGCUUGCAAUCAUCAGCCUCCAAGAGGGAAAAACGCUCCAUUUUAUUCUUGUGAGGAAAGAAAUCUUUAGCAUUUUUGUUGAUUUUUGGUUUUUUUUUAAAAAAAAAAGAAUUUUGCUUCUGAUCAGCCAGCUGCUGCAGUGUGAAGGUUGUGAAUUUUGCCUUUAAUCUCUUUCACUUAUCAAGCCUUGCUCUGAAAUCUUAUAUAGUUGUGUAUCUCUCUCAUCUCGGUCAAUAUUGCUUUUCAUCUCUUUCUUUUCUUUUUCGCCGGGGAUUAUUACGAUGCCUAAGGACGGUGUGACGGUUACGUUUGGGAUUAUGUAAUGCCUACACAUGCACUCGACAGGAAGAUCCUCCGAAGCAAAAUAUUCGGAAAUUUGUUCGAAAUACAGUUUUAAAUGGAAUUAAAUAUUUACAAAAUAUUAACGACGGCGUCGGAGAAACCUCAGAAGCGUAUGUGUGAAGGCACACCGUGGUUAUGCGCACAAAUUAGCGGUAAUUUUUGCGUGCUCGGGCGUGAAACGUGGAAGAAUAUAACGUGUUGAGCGGACAAGCCGUUAGCGCAGCUUCGCUUCGUUUCCCUCGUCCGUGUUUUCUAUGCGUCAGAACAUUUUAUCGCAGAAACGUGUAAAAUGACACCGUGUCCGCUCCUGUUGUGGCUUCUGCAAUAAUACGAGAAGGGAUAUAGAAUAUAUUUAAUACGUCUUUGAGAAGGCUUAUCUGCAUAGCGUCAAAUGAUAUUCGGGGUAGUUUUAUUGUAAAUAAAUAUCUGCGAUUGUUUACAUCGUCUUGUUGUCAAACGACUAAGUUUCUUUUUUCAGCGUGACGGAAGAAAACCAUCAAAAGAAAUUAGUAAGCGAGUAAAGCCUGUGGUGUUUCACACGGUUUCAAACACGGCCUUGUCCACUACCCCUUGCCGGUAUAUCCUUUGGUUAAAUCCACAUUGCUUUCUUCGGGGCCAGUUAAAUACUUUAUUAGCUGUGAACUUUCUUAGAUGACCCACUGGAAGCCUGAGGGAGGACGUGAACAGGGCUGUAGGUUUCAGGAGCAGAACUUACCCAGAAUGCACUUCAGCCUGAUGCUAUAUUAUUAGCUUUUGGAUUUUAAUUCAUUAAUGAAUAAUACUUUAUUCUCGUCAUACGUUUCGGUAGUUACAUGCAGUGUCGCAGAAUGUCUGUAAAACAAGUUAAAUCAGUGUUAAAGCUAUAAACAGUCCCUCAGAAGAGCCCCAGAGGGAGGGGGGAGGGGAGAGAAAAGCAAGAUUUCAGCUACACUAGUGCUCUUUAGUUCAAAAACAUGGCUACUGAAUAAAUAAAAAAAAAAAAAGUAAAUAGAUGCAAGCAAUUAGGAAUGUGUAUCUAAAAGAGAAUAUAAUGGAAUUCACCUAGUUUGCAUUUCAAAGAGAUUACACAAUUUCUACCAAGAGGAACAGUAAAAAGGGUUUAAAGAUGUCUGGCAUUUAAUCCGCACCAGACCUCAACCUCCCCUCCUAAUGGAUUGCAUGGCUCGAGUGGCAUGCAGCUUAUUUCCUGCUUUCUGCAGGUCGUCUUAAAAGCCUGCUCCCUUUUCAUUACACGGCCUCCAAAAACAUUUGCCUGUUGGGAAAAGGAAGCACCUACUACGGAGGGGGAAAAAAAAUAAAAUAAAUAAAAACGUCUGCUUUGUGAUUCUUAAAGUCACGUUUUCUAAGCAUUUACUUAGUCAUAUAUACUCACUGGCGACUUCACGAUGAACACCUGCUCGGACACAGUUAUCCAAUCAGCGAAUUAUCACACAGAAACAGUCGUGCCAUGUAGCGUAAAACAAAUCGUCCCAGUGCGUCCGUCCCCACCGCGGCCUCAGAUUCCUGUUCUUAGCUGACGGGACCGGAACCUGCUGUUGAAGUCCAUCCGCCUGAAUAUUUGACGUGUCGUGCUUUCUGACAUGCUUUUCAGCUCACCACGGUUGUACAGAGUGGUCACCGGAGUUACCGCAGGACUUCCUGCGGUAUGUUUUUUUUUUUUUGCAGCAUCCGGUGUAGACUCUAGACACUUUCUGAAAUAGGUCAACCAGCCCAUUUGGCACCAACAACCGUGCCACGGGACGUCAGAGUCACCGAGAUCACGUUUUGUCCCUCAUUCUGACGUGAACAUUAACUGAAGCGCUUGACCUGUAUCUGCAUGAUGUUCUGUAUUGUUCUGAACGAGUAGGUGUAACAGUUCUUCCUAAUAAAGCCUAAUCGUUUUCUUCA